Drosophila bipectinata is the source of this 1480-nucleotide messenger RNA. It is a transcript of the gene Cyp311a1, whose product is annotated as Cytochrome P450 311a1. The record is from RefSeq and is a predicted model, not a curated record. Gene Ontology annotation, molecular function: oxidoreductase activity, acting on paired donors, with incorporation or reduction of molecular oxygen; iron ion binding; monooxygenase activity. NCBI's taxonomy places the organism in Eukaryota, Metazoa, Arthropoda, Insecta, Diptera, Drosophilidae.
UACUGCACCGACCAGUCGUCUGGAGUCUCUCGACGAGAACGGCAACGACAUGGCGCUGUGGCCACUGGUGCUAAUCACCCUGGGCUUGUGGCUUCUCAUCCGCAAGUGGCCGCUGCUCCGCCUGGGCAUGAGCCUCGCUGGACCCUGGGCCUUUCCGCUUUUGGGCAACGCCCAGAUGGUGGGCAAGCUAAAGCCGGAAUUUAUCUUCUUGGUCUUUACAGAGCUGCGAGAUCGAUUCGGUGCCACUUAUCGCCUCUGGCUGGGACCCCAGCUGUGGGUGUUCCUCCACACGGCGGAGGAGACGCGCCAGGCCCUUCAUGAUCCGACGCUGCGCAAAGCGGAGACCUUCCUCCAGCUGGAGCCUCUGAUCGGAAACGGCCUUCUCAUCAGCCACGGCGCCCAGUGGACUCGACAGCGUCGCCUCAUGGCUCCGGCCUUUCUACCGAAUAUUCUUCGUGGUUUUGCUCCAGCGGUGGCGCGUCAUGUUGAUGCAUUGAUCCUUAAGCUGGAGGCCACUAAGGGUGCCAGUCUGGAGGUCACGGAUCCGCUCUUUGCCUGUCUCCUGGAUGCCAUUGUGGACACCUCGAUGGGUGCCCAGCUAAAGACCCAGUCCCAGGAUCACUCACCCGUAGUCCACGCCUUCCACCGCAGCAGUGAGCUGCUCUUCAAGCGAAUGAUUAAUCCCCUCCUGGCCUCCGAUUGGAUCUUUCGACGCACCCAGCUUUGGCGCGAUCUUCGCGAGCAACUGGAGGUGAUCCACACGCUAAUGGACUCUGUGAUUGAGCAACGGGCUCAAGACCUAGAACAGGAAGUUCAGGAUACUGCUGCCAAGGCCCAUAAUCUGCUGGACACUCUGCUGCUGGCCAGAUUCAAUGGAGAAUCCCUGACUCGCAAGGAAAUCCGCGACGAAGUCAAUACAUUUGUGUUUGCGGGCGUGGACACAACAACUGCCUCCAUGUCCUUUGUUCUAUAUGCUCUGGCGAAGCAUCCUCUUGCCCAAACUCAACUCCGGGAGGAGAUCCAGCAACUCCAAGCCUCAGAAUUGGAAAACAUUGAUGCCAUGAAUGAGCUUCCCUACCUGGACGCUUUCCUUAAAGAGGUCCUGCGCCUGUACACCAUAGUGCCCACCACUGGCAGGCAGACCACCCAAAACACCAUCAUCGGAGGUCGUAGCUACUGUCCUGGUGUCACUCUGUGGAUCAAUAUGUACGGACUGGCCCAUGACAAGCAAUACUAUCCGGAUCCGUAUGCCUUCAAGCCGGAAAGAUGGCUAGAACAAGUGGAUCCGCCGCCACCCUUUAGCUAUAUUCCCUUUUCGGGUGGUCCACAUGUAUGCAUUGGCCGGAGGUACUCCCUGCUCCUGAUGAAGUUGCUUACCGCCCGGCUCGUCAGGGAAUUCCACCUGGAACUGGGUCCAUCACAGGCUCCUCUCAAGCUGCAGGCCCAAAUGGUGCUCAAGUCCCAGGAGGGCAUACAUGUA